Zingiber officinale is the source of this 1598-nucleotide messenger RNA. RefSeq lists its product as uncharacterized. The transcript has 3 exons. The record is from RefSeq and is a predicted model, not a curated record. Bases 533 to 1051 code for a protein of 172 amino acids. NCBI's taxonomy places the organism in Eukaryota, Viridiplantae, Streptophyta, Magnoliopsida, Zingiberales, Zingiberaceae.
GGAGAGCUAUAAACCUAUCCCAUCUCACCCGCUGGUUCUCGCCCUCUCUCUCUCUCUCUCUCUCUCUCUCCGCACCAUCUUCAAUCUCGGUUGCCGAUAUUCUGGAGGCCGCCGGCCGUUUGCGUUCAAUGCGUCAGCUGUGAAACCCCUUUGGAAUUUUAGAUUCUAAAACAUCAGGCAGGAGCUUCUUCUUCUUUUUUUUUAUUUGGAUUUCUCAUCCUUGACGCUUCUCUUGCGGAUUUGUGGGAGUUCAGCGCGGAAGAUAUUUAAUUUCUUGUUGUUUCUCUCCUAACGAUUUGAUUUCAAGGCCUUUGGUGAAAGGUUUAUUGCGAUUCACAGUAAUAGGAGGAGUUUGAUCUGUUUCAGCAAAGUUAUGCUCUUGGUUAGUGGGUUUGACGAUUUGAAAUUGUUUCGGUAGAUUCGUGGGACAUUCUCCUCUCAACCAUUUCUCAGUGCGAGAUCGUUUUGAGAACGGGAUUAGUAGUACUGUGAUUCGGCCAAGUCAGGGCUUUCACGCUAGCAGAUAACUACUAUGGCUUUCCCACGUUUCUCUUUAUGGAUUUGGGGCGAGAAAGAUGAUGAAUCUCCCAAUUCGGCACUCAUCCCUCCUGAUUUUCCUUCAGGAUUCAAGGAGCCGGAUUACUUGAAGUUUCCACCAGGACACAGGGCAAUGCCGAAUUGGAGAAGAAAUAAGAAAAGGUUGCAAAGCCAUGAAGAAAGGCGGAUAGACAAGGAGUAUGACACUGUUCUUGUUCCCUCAGAUGGUGGAUGCAUAUCAGGGUCGGAGUCUGAUGAUUCUGACUGGUCUAUUGGUUGGUUGGAACCUCAUGGACCCGAAUUUGAGAGCGACUCUGAAGCUCAGAACAGUUUUGCAGUCUUGGUGCGGUGUUAUGGGCGCGGCCGCAAUGAGCAGGCAAAAAACUCUAUAACUCAUGUCCUGGGUACCCUCAGCCAUAUGGAUGAUCAUCUUUCAGUUGUAUUGAUGCAGAUGGCAACAAGCGUAUGGAGGAAUGGCUUUCUUCUCUUUGAAGCACCUGACUGUAAGUACUAAUUGAUAGCUUGGCCUGAUGAGGUGUGAGAAAAAAAAAAUGCAAAUGACGACGUUUAAUGUGAAAGUAAUAGAAUCGUGAAGCAUUAAUGGGGUUGUCUUGGUGCAAAAGCUCUCGCCGGAUAACAUUUGCUGGGUAGUAUCUUGGAAGGAAAGAAGUUCAUUCUCCGGAGCUGCGGUUUAAGUCAGAAAUUGUAGUGUUACAGGAUAACAUUGUUCGGUGUAUCAUGUCGAAAGCAAAGCAAUUGGAGAAGUUAAUAUGGCUUUGUGACCUUCCCAAGGUUCAAAUCCUCCUUGCAGUGAAUCGUUGUUAUGGAUCAUUUCAUUCUUUUUGCUGUGAAUAUCACCUUAUUUUCCGUAUCCGGUUUGGAAUUCCCACCAUUCCGAAUGUGCAUGUGGUUGUGAAUAAUAUAGACACCAAUGUAAAUAUGGCUCCAUCCUGAGGAGGUUUUGUUGUAAACAUUGUGCUUUAGGGAAGGCCAAGUUCCGAAACUAUUGUAAAUUUGUAAUCGAUGACAGGAUUCUUAUUCCUAUAUAUGCAGUUUGCAGA